This is a messenger RNA of Salvia miltiorrhiza (redroot sage), 1519 nucleotides long. Its product is annotated as carnosic acid synthase-like. The transcript is spliced from 2 exons. The record is from RefSeq and is a predicted model, not a curated record. Gene Ontology annotation, molecular function: heme binding; oxidoreductase activity, acting on paired donors, with incorporation or reduction of molecular oxygen; monooxygenase activity. The coding region runs from base 7 to 1482 and encodes 491 amino acids. NCBI's taxonomy places the organism in Eukaryota, Viridiplantae, Streptophyta, Magnoliopsida, Lamiales, Lamiaceae.
CCAAGAAUGGAAGUUUUAAUUGUUGUAUCCCUAGCCUUCGUAGCAGCAUGGGCCUUCUACUCAAGGUGGCGGUCGGGAGGCGGCUCCCUCCCUCCGGGGCCGAGCCGUCUGCAAAUCAUCGGCAGCAUGCUCCAACUCGGCAAAACCCCCCACAAGUCCUUCGCCCACCUCGCCAAAACUUACGGCCCUAUCAUGUCCAUGAAGCUCGGGAAUGAAUUCGUGGUGGUGGUUUCGUCGCCCGAACUGGCCAAGGAGAUAUUGGUAAAGCAAGGCCUUGUUUUCUCCAAGUCGUUUGUUUCCCACGCAAUGCACGUGCUCGGCCACGACGAGCUCUCGAUGAACUGGUCGCCCGCCACCUCCAAUCGAUGGAAGAAACUGCGGAGGGUACAAAGCGAGCAACUCUUCUCCAGUCGAGCUCUUGAAGCCACUCAAGAUAUGCGACGAGAGAGGCUGCAGAAGCUGACUGACCAUGUGAGCGAGUGUAGCCGCCAAGGCCGCGCCAUGAAUGUCGGGCAAGCCACCUUCACCGCCAUGAGCAACCUCAUGUUGGCCACGCUUUUCUCCAUCGAAUACGACGCUUCAGAUCAUAAGAAAUUGAUGGAGCAUGUGAGAGCUCUCACCAACCACCUGGGGGUUCCCGAUGUAUCAGAUCUCUUCCCCAUCCUCGCUCCUUUGGAUCUGCAAGGAAUAAAACGAAAGCUCACACAUCACCUCGGGGCUCUACUGGACUUAGUCCAGAGCCUCAUCGACCAACGCUUGCAAGCGCGAAAGGCCUCCAAUUACCUAAAAAAGAAUGAUGUUCUCGAAACCCUACUAGACCUCUCCCUAGGAAAUCAAUGUGAUUUGAGCCUUGAAGAAAUUAAGCAUAUGUUUGUGGACCUAAUCAUUGCAGGAUCAGAUACAAACUCAUCCACGGCGGAAUGGGCAAUGGUGGAAUUACUACUCCACCCCGACAAACUGGCGAAGCUGAAAGCAGAGCUCAAGAGUGUUGUUGGAGGGAAGAAGAUAGUGGAAGAAUCAGACAUCGCGAGACUCCCAUACUUGAGAGCAACCAUCAAAGAAGGCCUCCGCUUUCACCCGACCACGCCUCUAUUAGCUCCUCACUUGGCGGAAGAGGAAACGCGAGUUAAUGAAUACAUAAUCCCCAAAAAUACAAAAGUAUUUGUCAAUUUUUGGGCAAUUUCGAGAGAUCCCAGCGUAUGGAAGAAUCCUGAGAGGUUUGAGCCUGAGCGAUUUUUAGAUAGCGAUAUAGACUUUAAGGGCCAUCAUUUUGAGCUGAUUCCGUUCAGUUCGGGGCGAAGGAUUUGCCCCGGGAUGCCGCUGGCUACCCGUAUGCUGCACUGUAUGGUGGCCACUCUGUGUCAUAACUUCGAUUGGGAACUUGAAAGAGGGGCUCAAUCCAAACAACUCCAAAGAGAAGAUGUGUUUGGGAUAGUACUGCAGAAGAAAAUCCCUCUCAGGGCUAUUCCCAUCAUGCUUUAAAUACAGCUGCUUGUUACUUUUUCAAAUAAAUUGGGCU